Molecule: messenger RNA, 2195 nt
Organism: Eriocheir sinensis (Chinese mitten crab)
Lineage: Eukaryota; Metazoa; Arthropoda; Malacostraca; Decapoda; Varunidae
Product: sulfotransferase 1A1-like
Exons: 8
Coding region: 112-1161 (349 amino acids)
Biological process (GO): sulfation
Cellular component (GO): cytoplasm
Molecular function (GO): sulfotransferase activity
Source: RefSeq, a predicted model, not a curated record
GCAAAGGUGAGUGGAGGGUUCUUGCACAACUGGGACUCGUGGUUGUGGAGUGAUAAUAAAGAUUGGAAAGCAGAGAAACUGGACACUGCGGAUCCGGACGGCAAGAGCGCCAUGAGUUCCCUGAGCGGCCACACGCUGACGCGCCUGGAGGGGGAGGAGCUGGAGCGGCAGGAGCGGGACUGGAAGGGCUACACGGAGGGGCUGGUUCGCCUCACGCCCGGCAGAUGGCUCUUCCCGGCCACCUUUGAGCAAUACGCCGACAAGUACUAUAAGUUUGAGACCAAUCCGAGCGACGUGGUGCUGCUGACGUACGUCAAGUGCGGCACCACGUGGCUGCAGGAGGUGGUGUGGACCAUGCGGAACAACCCCAACCUGGACCACCCCAUGGCCGGCAUGCCCAUCAACGCCAGGGUGGCCUUCUUCGAGAUGGACACCCUACUGAAGACAAAGAACGUUGCACCAAUCACACCAGACCAUCCACUCAUGCAGGGAUUCAAAAAGAUGUGCCCGGGACGGGACCCCAAGAACGGUGUCUUCCUGCAGAUGACUGAGUGCUCACCAGCCCCAAGGACCUUCAAGUCUCACCUUCCUCUGUCGCUCCUGACUCCAAACCUCCUUGACAACACCAAGGUGGUGUACAUGGCGAGGAACCCCAAGGAUAUCGUGCUCUCCUUCUUCCACCACUGCCGCAUCUUCAAGAACCAUGACUUUCAGGGAACUUUUGAGGAGUUCGUUCAGUACUUCCUCGACGAUGACUUCAUCUACGGUCCCUACUGGCUGCACCUGAAGGAGGCCUGGAAGCAGCGGGACCAUCCUAACUUUCACUUCAUGUUCUACGAGGACCUCAAGGAGAACAACAUGGAGGAACUCAAGCGCCUCAACAAUUUCCUGGGAACAAAGUUGACUCAGGAACAACUGGAGAAUGUGGCUCACUACACCAGCUUCCCAGAGAUGAAGGCUCGUGAUUCAGUUCUUGGAGCAGGUUCUGAUAUAUUCUUUAAUCUUGACACUGUCGAGAAAGACGGAGGAUUCUACAGAAAAGGAGUGGUUGGGGACUGGAAGGGCAAAUAUACACCCGAGCUGGAGGCAAAGAUGGAGGAGUGGAUCAAGACCAACCUCGGUGACCUUGGAAUAGAGUUCAAAUAUGGAGCUAAAGAGUGAUGGCGACAGAUGACAGCUUUCCAACAUGCAUACUGUCAACUUCCUUGUUCUAUCUUUCUAGUGUGACCUUAACCCGGUAGCAGAGGGGAUCGGGUUUCUUAAUGGUCCCUCCAAGCGAGAAAAAUGAGAAAAAAUCACCCCUCACACAAACCAUUUUAUAAUAUAUAUCAAAGCAUUUGUGAUUAAAUUAUGUAUCAUCUAUUUUGGGGGGUAAAUAUCAUGGCACAAAUUUAGCCCAUCGCCGCUACACGGUGGAGCCACAAAUUUGGCCCGUCACUGCUACCGGGUUAAGUGAUUUCCUUCCUCCCUCCUCUCUUUACAAACACACACACACACUGUUCUACACUGAUAUCUAUUUAUUUGGACAUUUAAUUUUCUUUACAAACCCCUGCCCCAUUUGGUUGUCUUGUCUUGAAUUCCUCCCACCAGAAUAUUCUCCAUCUUAACUACACUUGAGUCCCAUAUCCUGGUGAGCAGAAAAGUGCUUAGACUUGUGCCUGUAUAGGAUGACCAUUUUUAAUUGUCCUGCUUCAGAACUUUUGAUUGUUGACCUCGGGAUAUUUUAAUCACGGCUCUUUUGGGCACCACCAGCUUUGUGCCUCUGAAUAACUUCUACGCUCGAUGACAGGCUGGUGAGCACGUGGCAGCACUGGCCAAAGUAGUAGUACAAACAGACCACUGUAAAAUUCAUCGGUUUGGGAAUAGAAAAUGAAGGGUCUCACAACGAAAGUCUAAAAAUUAAAAAUAUUGGCCUGCUAAUAUAUUCAUUGGGUUAUUUUUCCAUUUUCCAUUAUCACUAAUAUCAAAGUAGUAACUAUAACACAAGCACUGAGACUGGGAACUUCUGCCUAAGAUUAAAAGAAAACCUUUUUUUUUUCUUUUCUUUUAGGGAGAUCUUAACUAGUCUUAAAAUGUUAGUAUAUAUGCAUGUAGAUGUCCUUCAUCAAUAUGAUGUAAAAUUACAUUUUUGUUGUAAAAUUAACCUAUUGAAAAAAAUAUCAAAUAAAAAUCAAGCAGUUUCUUUAGGGGGGGGG